AUAUAUAUAUGUACAGUUCUAUUACAGCGUCAUCGUAUUUCUUCUUAACUGUUUUCAGUUUACUCCGUCCCAUGAUCCAGUGCGAGUACCACAGGUCAAUCAUCCGCAUCAAGAACGGCAUUUCGCAUCCUUAGCGGCUGGGGAACACCCCGCGCGCACCAUUCCUCAACUUCUUCGGUGGGAGGCAGGACGCCGGAGUGGUGAAGUUCUGUUGCUUGUAUCGAGUGCAACUUAUCGUCCGUUUCGACUUGAGGACAGCGAAAUUUACCCUCAGGUGUCAACAAACAACAUGCCACUGGCCCUCUCUCUUGUACGAGUGUUCUUGCUGACAAUGACUGUAGCAGCCUCACCGCUUGGGCGGCUGCAACUUUGCGGCAGCGAGCUGGCGAAUAAACUGGCAGAAAUCUGCUCUGUUCAGGGUUACAACGACCCCUUCAGAAACAGCAUGUACUAUGAAAUAUCGCCCUUAGACAAUGGCGUCCCACUGAUGACACGGUCAAAGAGGGGCGUAGCUGACGAGUGCUGCAAGACUGGUUGCUCGUGGGACACCUUAGAGCUCUACUGCAACCCGCCUCUCCCAACUGCGCAGAGACCUCAUAAUCUGCAAGAAGCAGAAGACCAUUCCAUGAACCACAUCCCACUAGACGACUCGACAGGAUCUGAAGCGCGACCACCGGCUAAAUCGAGAGCGCAGAAGAACGACCUCGUCAGUAAGGGAGACAUGGAAGAUGCAGAAAUACUGGAGAAUAAGAUAGCUCCAGUAAUAGGCACAAUCAACCCGUCGUAUUUUGCAAAUCCUGUGAUCCUUCCGCCGAGAGUGAGGAAAGAAGAGAUGUCAUUACAAGACAGGAAGUGAUGCCGAGCAUUAUAAUGUUCAAUGGACUGUCCGCCAUCUUCGCGAUCAUCAACUGUCACUUAUCAUCAGCACUGUAAUGAUCUAGUCAGUAUUCACCGUACGUAAGCUCAGUGUAUCGUGAUGUCCCCAUAUUUAAAAUGUGUGUUAAUGUGAAGUCCUGAGACUAGAUGAAGUGACAAAAUAUGUUUAGAUGUUGAUAUUUAUUCCAGCUUGAUAUUAUUAUGCAACAAGGAAUAUUAGCCAAUCUAGAUUUUAGCACAAGGAAAUUCCUAAUAUUUUCAGUGUAUCAGUGUAAUUUCUUGUUAAAUAAUAUUGUCAUUAUUUGAAUGGAAAGUUCCCUAUGAAUGAAGUACUUAAUGGGCACGACAGUGUUAUGGAUCUUGUGAUUUACGUCAGUUACUUUAAACCGCAAAAUAUACUUUUUCAUUUAAAAUAUCAAAAUAAGUGUAAUGUUGAAAGUUUGCUUAGCCUAUUGGCACUCUAUAUGCAUAAAUAAGAUAUUUAAAAUUUUCAGUUCUGCUUUACCAUAACUUGAGGGAUAAUACCUGCAGCUCAUGGGGUCAUUUGGACACUUGACACUUUUCGUAACUGAUGCAAAUUUCAAUUUUCAGUAAUAAAUAUUCACUGUCCUCUUGGAAUGUUUGCAUAGAUAUAUUAGGAGACUGUGAGUAAUUUUAAAAUUGUUUAUUUCUUUAACUUCUAUUUGUACUUAAAAAUUACGAGCCAUCGUCAGAAUGCAAUUCCGAUGAGAAGCUGAACAUUGUAGGAGACUUGAAUUUGUACUCUCAGAUGGAACAGUUAGUACUUAAAUUGAAAUACAAACACGUUUAUUAAAAUACAGAAAGUUUAAUCUGUUCGUUACAAAUGUACGUGCGUUCCGCGGAAACUAACAGCGCGCAUAACCUUUCCUUCGAACACAGGAACAACAGUGAGGAAUCGAAA
Messenger RNA from Cryptotermes secundus, 1798 nucleotides. RefSeq names its product insulin-like growth factor. Gene Ontology annotation, cellular component: extracellular region. Gene Ontology annotation, molecular function: hormone activity. Lineage: Eukaryota; Metazoa; Arthropoda; Insecta; Blattodea; Kalotermitidae. The coding region runs from base 290 to 856 and encodes 188 amino acids. The record is from RefSeq and is a predicted model, not a curated record. The transcript is spliced from 5 exons.